Hyaloscypha bicolor E is the source of this 2123-nucleotide messenger RNA. RefSeq lists its product as uncharacterized. The coding region runs from base 285 to 1889 and encodes 534 amino acids. Gene Ontology annotation, biological process: regulation of DNA-templated transcription. Lineage: Eukaryota; Fungi; Ascomycota; Leotiomycetes; Helotiales; Hyaloscyphaceae. The record is from RefSeq and is a predicted model, not a curated record. Gene Ontology annotation, molecular function: DNA-binding transcription factor activity, RNA polymerase II-specific; zinc ion binding. The transcript is spliced from 2 exons.
GUGUGGCCCCAAUCGACACCCCUAAUCGACACAGGGGGAGGGGGGUCGUUUUACUUUUUCCUAAAUACCGAGGACCAGUCCAGUGUACCCACUGUACCGAGCAUUUCGACUUAACCUUAGGUAAGCAGGAGAUAUCGGACCACCUCCCAACCCCAACCUCAACUGCGCCAACUCGCACACACUUUGGGCUACAGCCAAGCCGACACCCCGCGAAACGUUGCCCCAACCUUAGAUACUCGAUACUCUCUGUUGGUCCUUGCUUCCUGGGUCUCAUCAUCGCGACUAUGAGCUCAACAAUAAAACCAUAUCCAAAGAAGCGAAGGAGUGCACCGAAAGUCAGAACAGGAUGUGGUACCUGCAGGCUUCGAAGAGUGAAAUGCGAUGAAGGCAAGCCAGUCUGCCAGCGGUGCAUCAAAUUCGGGGUCGAGUGUGAUGGCUACCAUCUUAUCCUGAGGUGGAAGCGUGAACUCGUGCCAUCUCAGCCAGCUAUGAAAGUGCCUUCUUCGAGCUCUCUGGCAAAAUCACCAUUUGCCAACAAUGAAGAACACCAAUACUUCGAUCUCUUCUGUGCUCGCACAGGCUAUGACAUCUUUCCCACCUUCGAUUCCGGUUACACACGCCAACGGUUGUUGGAGUCUUGCCAUUUCAAUCCUGCGAUCCGCCAUGCUAUAGUCGCGCUUGGCGCCCUGGACAAGACGGCGGAACUCGUCCAAUCCUUCGACAAAUUGGCUUUAACCCCCAUCGAAAGAGAUGCGGCGGCUAAUGCGCAUCAUCGAAAUGCCCUUAGACAAUAUUCUAAAGCUGUGAAGCACAUGGCGGCUGACGCAUCCGCAAAGAAGGUGGACUUGAGAACUAUGCUACUCACUUGCCUGCUCAUCUUAGCAUUCGAAUCUUGGACUGGAAACAUGGACCUCGCAGUCAAUCAAGUCCAUGCUGGGAUUCGGCUCAUUCAAGAAUGGAGAGAGAAAUAUAAAAACGAUAAGGACAAAUACACACGACUAUCUCCAGCGCCAUAUGUCGUCGAAGACGACUUAAUUCAAAUAUUCUGUCGAUUGGCAGUCCAGCAUUCCUUCUUCGCAGACGGUCACUCCCCAGAGCUCCACGCAGUUCUGGGGAACGAAGGUCCGAGAUUCACACGGUCCAUGCCCGACACCUUCUCGGACAUUUUCGAAGCGGGAACAUACUACAACGGAAUUAUUCGUCGAGGGGUGUACCUAAUCACCACCCACUCGGCCUAUUUAGGGCCUGACGUUCGCAAGGAUUCCGAGAUCUGGCGCUGGGCUAUGAAAGAGCAGGAGGAAAUUCAAGCCGAUGUGUGGCGAUUUAACAAAGCUCUCGAGCCGGUGCUACAGAAGAUAGGCGACGGCCCGCAGAAACACUACGCACUCUUUAUUCAGUUAUCCAUGGCGAUCGGAUACAUUGGAUUAUCGACGCAUCUUUCGGUUGAUGAAUCGAUACAUGACGAAUACAAUCCUGUUUACAAACGAGUCGUGUAUCUCGCGAAAGCGGUGAUGAAAGAGAUGCCGACUGCGAAUAAGACACGCACCUCAAAUUUCUGCUUCGACACGAGAGUUAUUGUCCCACUUUGGGUCGUGGGCCUGAAGUGUCGCGAGCCGUCAAUCCGUAGAGAAGCAAUCAACUUUUUGCUUGCAAAUCCUAGGAGAGAAGGUAUUUGGGAUAGUGUUUUUGCUGGUAAAGUACUACAGUGGGUCAUGGAGGUUGAAGAAGAGUUUAUUGAAGAUGGGAGGGUGCCAGGUUGGGCAAGAGUUGCUGGUGUGAAGUGGAGCGGAGCUGAGUUGGGGGGGAAAAGGGCAGAGUUGGUGUGUUUGCAAAGAGUCUCGGCGGAUGAUGCAACGAUGGCAAGGAGAACGAAGACAAUUACCUGGUGAUCAAUACGAGUACCGAAACCCAAGCAACACAAAUGUGUACUAAUUUGCUAGUCGAUUGUAAGCACAUGCCCAAGCACACUCAGAGGAAAAGAAGUUAGUGAAGAAACAGACUAGCCAGGUUAAAUUCCUUUCACCAUAGGUCCGCAUAAGAUUAAUAAGAGCGCGAUAUGACUAGAAUUUGCAGCAUAACAGAAUAAGAAAUGCCCCUUUUUCCCUGGGUGUACAGUUGCAGAC